Molecule: messenger RNA, 834 nt
Organism: Trichoderma atroviride IMI 206040
Lineage: Eukaryota; Fungi; Ascomycota; Sordariomycetes; Hypocreales; Hypocreaceae
Molecular function (GO): oxidoreductase activity
Source: RefSeq, a predicted model, not a curated record
AUGUCCACAAACCACUCACAUAUAGUGCCUAAUGUGGAAGUGCCGAAUAUUAGUCAAGCUCAAGAGCUUGUCCAUGUUCGAAGUGUAUCGGAACUGCUUCGCCAACAUGGCAUUCUCAAGAUAAGCCUGGGACUCGAUGAUAACAAGAGCCAGUAUCUUGAACAGCUUCUCCUGAGCCUACAUCGACGUCACGGACAUCAACUGCCUAUUGCUCACAGCGCAACCAAAGGCUGGUUUUGGGAUGUACUUCCCGCCACCACCAGCUUUCAGACUGCCAACUGUCAGGCCCGUUCCGAGACAAUGGACGAGUUUCCCUGGCACACGGAUUGCAGUUACGAGAACCCCCCGCCGCGCUAUUUCGCCCUGCAUGUGCUUCAGCCUGAUCGCUACGGAGGUGGUACGCUUUCCGUGAUGAAUGUGCAGCGGCUAAGCGAGCUGCUCUCGGAAGCCACCAAGGCAUCUUUGGCAAGACCCGAGUAUCUGAUUCGCACACCGCCCGAGUUUGAAAAGUCUCCUAGGCAGCAGCACAUCGUGGGAAGCAUCAUGGUGACUGAUGCAGAGAAUCAGACUAGCAUGAUGCGCUUCCGAGAAGACAUCUUAACGCCGUUGAGUGAUCGGGCUUCCGCCGCGCUAAAUGAACUGAAACAUGCAUUGCAGAGCGCAGAGGCAAAAUCCUAUUCGACCUUGCACUUGACCCCGAAGGCCCUGCCGGCGCGUUCGAUCAUCUUGAUUGACAACCGCCGGUGGCUACACGCAAGAAACCACAUCACAGAUCCGGGGCGACACCUCCGAAGAGUUAGAUGGGAUGCAGUCCCGUUCUCUAGUAGUAUGUGA